Musca vetustissima is the source of this 777-nucleotide messenger RNA. RefSeq lists its product as uncharacterized. The transcript is spliced from 2 exons. Lineage: Eukaryota; Metazoa; Arthropoda; Insecta; Diptera; Muscidae. Gene Ontology annotation, molecular function: protein binding. Bases 1 to 777 code for a protein of 258 amino acids. The record is from RefSeq and is a predicted model, not a curated record.
AUGGCGACAGAAGUCGAGGUGCAGGAUGAUUUCAAGGGCACCGAUGAACGUCGUCAAAUUCUGCGUGAAGGUAAAUAUUUCCAUUGCACUUGUGAACGUUGUGAAGACCCCACCGAAUUGGGUUCGCAUAUGAGCAGUUUCAUUUGUUCGGCCUGUGCCAGCCACAAACAAGAAAGUUUUAUUGUUCGAAACCCCGAAACGAAAAUAUGGAAAUGUCAAAAAUGUGAACACACUCUACGCCCCGAACAGGUUACCAGGAUAUUGGAAAAAUCCAAAGAAGAAAUGUUCCAUUCACAGGGCGAUUGUCGUCGCCUGGAAUAUUUACUGGCUAAGCUAACGACCAUAUUACAUAAAAAUCAUUAUAUAAUAGUCGAUUUGAAACAGGAGAUUGCAAAUAUUUUACGUUCGGUCAUUGCGAAUAGUCAUCGGCCGAAUCGUCAUUUGUAUGAACGAAAGAUACGAUUGUGUCAGGAUUUGGUAUUACUUUUGCAGAUUAUACAGCCGGGUAUUACACGGCUGAAGGGUAUUGCUUUGUAUGAAAUGGCAACGGCCAGUGUUAAGUUGCAGCGUUUGAAGGUGGAGGAGAAGGAAAUUGAGGUGGCAGUAUCGCAUCAACGUUUAAAGGAAUGUGCAGCCAUGUAUAAGGAGGCGAAACGAUUGUUAUCACAUGAACCCGAAGCAAGUCCUGAGGGUCAAUUGUUGAAAACAAUUGUAAUGGAAUUUAAUGUUUUGCAUAAGGAGCUGGAAAAUACGAACACAGCUGGGGAGGAUAAAUAA